AUGAAAGACUCUGUGGUGCCGCCUCUGUCACAGUACUCCUAUUAUUCACCGACCUAUUCACAUCAUCAAUACGGAUCACCAACAUGGCAUCACUCACUCUCAUCUCCAUCUCAUCAUUAUGAUCUACCGGUAUCGUCCAGAUCACCUUAUCGAUAUCCACCUGCAACCCACUACUAUUCUCCACCUGUAAAUGGCAGAUCUCCGUCGUAUCAAUCCAACGGUCAAUAUGUUGAUGAUGGUGAAGACGAGCAAUCCGACGACAGUGAUCGAUCAGAUUCACCCAAACCCUUCGAUAGAAAAAUGUUUAUUGGUGGACUUUCAUGGCAAACAACACCAGAGAAUUUGAAGAACUAUUUCACGCAGUUCGGUGAAGUGUUAGAAUGUAUGAUUAUGAAAGAUGCCAUCACGAAACGAUCGAGGGGAUUUGGUUUCAUUACAUUCAAAGAUGCGAAUUCAGUUGAAAAUGUUCUUGCCAAAGAUGUUCAUAUGCUCGAUGAAAAACAGAUUGAUCCGAAGCCAGCCUAUCCACGUCAGAAACAUCCGAAAAUGGUGACACGAACAAAAAAAAUCUUUGUCGGUGGACUUUCAGCCAAUACAACUGUGGAAGAUGUAAAAAAAUAUUUUGAACAAUACGGAAAAGUAGAAGAUGCAAUGUUAAUGAUCGAUAAACAAACUGCACGCCAUCGGGGUUUUGGUUUUGUUACUUGGGAGUCUGAAGAUGUUGUUGAUAAAGUAUGUGCCAUUCAUUUUCAUGAAAUCAAUAACAAAAUGGUGGAAUGUAAAAAAGCUCAACCCAAAGAAGUUAUGUAUGCUCAACAAAUGGCUAAGGGCAAAGCAGCUUUACAACGUGGUGCCUAUGGUGAUAUACUCAGUGCUUAUGUAUACGGUCUUAAUCGAAGUAUUCCGACGACAUACGCUGCACCAAUCUAUCCCUUUUCACCGGCCGAUCAGCCAUCGAUUUCAUCUUACUAUUCGCAACAACACGGGUCACGUACUCAGCAGCAUCUUACAUAUUUCGGUUUACCAUCCGCGCAAAUCAGUUAUAUUCCGGCCGCUGUUGGAUUACAAACGCCAACAUUGACUCCAGCUGGUGAACAACGCUACUUCGAAUAUCCAUUAACACAGCAGAUUCCAGCAGGUGCUGCUUCACUUCAUCGAGAUUCAUUAUUACAGCGAAGUGGGAAUGGAUUAGAUUUCUUUCAAGCAGAUCCACUUACUGCACAAUAUUUACAACCCACAAGUCCGUCACCUGGCUUACCCAUAGCUACAUCACUUUUGACAUCGCCCUAUGCUAAUGGUUUUCAUGGUCAUUAA
Adineta ricciae is the source of this 1314-nucleotide messenger RNA. Lineage: Eukaryota; Metazoa; Rotifera; Eurotatoria; Adinetida; Adinetidae. The record is from the annotation of a GenBank genome assembly.